Coregonus sp. 'balchen' is the source of this 18830-nucleotide messenger RNA. The record is from the annotation of a GenBank genome assembly. Lineage: Eukaryota; Metazoa; Chordata; Actinopteri; Salmoniformes; Salmonidae.
AUGCUUCAGUCAAUGCACCAGCUGAGACUGCACAGCCACCUGUGUGAUGUCACAGUCCAGGUGGCCUUCCAUGGUGAGCUGGAGGAGUUUGAGGCUCACCGGUUGGUACUAGCUGCCUCCAGCGGCUACUUCAAGAACAUCCUACUGGCCCCGGACCCACCCAAGAAAAUAUUCCUGGGGAACGUCCGAAACACUGAUUUCACCAGGUUCUUGGAAUAUGUAUACACUGGCAAACUGGAGGUGGAUAAAGAGUUUGCUAAAGACAAGAUUGGUGUGAUCCGUGAAGUGGCGAUACUGUUGGAGUGUAAGAGCCUUAUCGAGGCUUGCAGCUCGGUUCUCGAUGAAGGCAGCUCGAGUCCACACGGGGCUGAAUCGUCCAUGUCACAAGACAUGGAGGCUGAUUUGGAUGAUGUAGAGGAGGAGGAGGAGGGGUUGCUGGGGAUCGGAAUAAACAAAAUUCCCAAAAGAGCCUCCACCAAGAGGCUGACCUAUCCAACAAGACCAGAGAGGAGGGAGAGGACGUUGAAAAGGGCAAAGGUCACGGUCACAGCCAAGGAGGAGAGAUCAGAGGUGAAUGAAGAUGCUGAGAUCUCUGGGAGGAGAAGUAACAGGCUGGCAGGCCGCAGAGUCUUCGUUGACAUUCCUAGGAAGAAGUACGUGAGGAAGAUGAAGGACCAGACAAAGACGCAGACGGAGGAUCUGCCUGACAACACUCAGACCAAGACAACCAAUCAAGAGGAGAAAACUGAGAAUACACAGGUAGAUGCUAUGGUUUGAGGUGUGUGAAGCAUUUUGAACAUCUAGAAAAAAGUGCUGUAUAAAUCCAAUUGAUUGUGAUGAUUAUUGUUAUGACACAGAAGGAGGCAGGAGAGGCCCUUCCAGAGCUGCUGCCUGAAAAAGAGGGGGCAGGGCUGGAGUCAACAGACGUCGAUGAUGAGGAAGGAGAUAUACCCGAGGAUUGUCCUGAUGACUCACUCUUCUUCCCCAGCAAGGAAGAGAUGGUUGAGGAAGGUGCCCCCAACAGAUCAUCCAGACGUGACACCCAAUACAAGUGUGACAAGUGUCAACGGACCUUCCACUAUGAGAAGAGCUACCUGAAGCACAUCAAGUAGGCCUCCUGUAGCUCAGUUGGUAGAGCAUGGCGCUUGCAACGGCAGGGUUGUGGGUUCAAUUCCCACGGGGGGCCAGUAUGAAAAAUGUAUGCACUCACUAACUGUAAGUCGCUCUGGAUAAGAGCGUCUGCUAAAUGACAAAAAUGUAAAAAUGUAAAAUGAGUUGGACAUUACACGUUAGUUACACAUUCGUUGGAUGGAUUGGUAGGUUUGCAAAUGAGGGGAGCCCAAUGUACUGUACAAUGUAAAGUGCUUUGAGCACUUUUAAAAGGGAUAGAAAACCUAAAAUCUCAACUAUUUUCAUUGUUGUUCUGAUCACAUCUGUAAUAACAACACUCCUCCAUUGUUACCAUGACCACCAGGACGAGCCACGGUGUGCAGGGGGAGGUGACGUACCGUUGUGACACCUGCCAGCAGACUUUUGCCAACCGUUGUAACCUGAAGAUCCAUCAGAGACACGUCCACAGUGACGAGAGACUGUUCCCCUGCGACGUCUGCACCAAGACGUUCAAACGCAAGAAGGACGUGAUGCGCCACCGACGACAGGUUAGGACCGGUCUCAGUCAGGGGAUUUGGGACUGCUUUUGUAGCACUUUUAUGUAGGAUUCUCUCGAUUGACACCCUGUUCCCCUUGUAGUGCUCUUCUUUUGACCAGAGCUGUAGAUGGCUAACCCAUGUGGCUCUGGUCAAAUGAAGUGCACUACAGUAUAUGAAAAUGGCAUUUCCUCUUCAAUUUCUAUUUGCUACAAGACUAAUAAUUUAUUGAGACAAUAAAUAUCUACUCUUGUCUACCGCUAGGUGCAUGAGGGAGGUGGUGAGCGGCACACCUGUCUUGUGUGUAACAAGGCGCUGAGCUCUAAGACAGCGUUGACGCUACACGAGAGAACACACACAGGAGACAAGCCCUACUCCUGCACUGACUGUGAAGCCAAGUUCUCCCAGAGCUCAGCCCUCAAGACACACCGCAGGACUCACACAGGAGAGAAGCCUUUCGCCUGUGACCAGUGUGAUGCAAGGUUCAGCCAGAACCACAUGUUGUCCUAUCACAAGAGGGCCCACACAGGUAAGACGUUCACCUCUUACACGGAGACACUGUACUCUACAACUUUCUAAGCGGAUAGGUUGGGCUUUUGAUACCAUUUCUGUGUCCAUUUCAGCGUCAGUAUCUGUGAACCCUAUCUACAUAAACCAGACUUAACAUAUCUGUGUUGUUUUGUGUUCUAGGAGAGAAGCCUUUUAUGUGUGAGAGCUGUGGGAAAAGCUUUGCCUCUAAAGAAUACCUGAAACACCACUCCAGAAUCCACACGGGCUCCAGGCCUUACAAGUGUGAACUCUGUGGUCGGGCCUUCGCCCAAAGAAACUCCCUCCACCAGCAUAUGAAGAUACACACAGGUAACCACUGCAAUAUUGAACCUAAUAUUUAUCCCUUUUAUUUUCAUGCUAAAUGCGUAGAAUGUUAGGGUAAGUAAUCACAAGUCACACUGCUACUACCGUUGUUAGUUUGGUAUCUUCCAUUCAUAGGGAAUUAUUACUGCUGACCCUUGACCUUUAACCCCUGUCUGACAUCUGUAUGUUCUGUCUCAGGUGAGCGUCCAUACCACUGUACAGAUUGUGAUAAGCAGUUCACCCAGCUGAAUGCCCUCCAGAGGCACCAGAGGAUUCAUACAGGGGAGAAGCCUUACAUGUGUGGCCUCUGCAACCGUACUUUCACGGACAAGUCCACUGUACGCAGACACACAAUGGUACGUUACUACACUAGUCCACUGUACGCAGACACACAAUGGUACGUUACUACACUAGUCCACUGUACGCAGACACACCAUGGUAUGUUACUACACUAGUCCACCGUACACAGAUACAGUGGGGGAAAAAAGUAUUUAGUCAGCCACCAAUUGUGCAAGUUCUCCCACUUAAAAAGAUGAGAGAGGCCUGUAAUUUUCAUCAUAGGUACACGUCAACUAUGACAGACAAAUUGACAAAAAAAAUCCAGAAAAUCACAUUGUAGGAUUUUUAAUGAAUUUAUUUGCAAAUUAUGGUAGAAAAUAAGUAUUUGGUCACCUACAAACAAGCAAGAUUUCUGGCUCUCACAGACCUGUAACUUCUUCUUUAAGAGGCUCCUCUGUCCUCCACUCGUUACCUGUAUUAAUGGCACCUGUUUGAACUUGUUAUCAGUAUAAAAGACACCUGUCCACAACCUCAAACAGUCACACUCCAAACUCCACUAUGGCCAAGACCAAAGAGCUGUCAAAGGACACCAGAAACAAAAUUGUAGACCUGCACCAGGCUGGGAAGACUGAAUCUGCAAUAGGUAAGCAGCUUGGUUUGAAGAAAAUCAACUUGGGAGCAAUUAUUAGGAAAUGGAAGACAUACAAGACCACUGAUAAUCUCCCUCGAUCUGGGGCUCCACGCAAGAUCUCACCCCGUGGGGUCAAAAUGAUCACAAGAACGGUGAGCAAAAAUCCCAGAACCCACGGGGGGACCUAGUGAAUGACCUGCAGAGAGCUGGGACAAAGUAACAAAGCCUACCAUCAGUAACACACUACGCCGCCAGGGGACUCAAAUCCUGCAGUGCAGACGUGUCCCCCUGCUUAAGCCAGUACAUGUCCAGGCCCAUCUGAAGUUUGCUAGAGUGCAUUUGGAUGAUCAGAAGAGGAUUAGGAGAAUGUCAGAUGAAACCAAAAUAGAACUUUUUGGUAAAAACUCAACUCGUCGUGUUUGGAGGACAAAGAAUGCUGAGUUGCAUCCAAAGAACACCAUACCUAUUGUGAAGCAUGGGGGUGGAAACAUCAUGCUUUGGGGCUGUUUUUCUGCAAAGGGACCAGGACGACUGAUCCGUGUAAAGGAAAGAAUGAAUGGGGCAUGUAUCGUGAGAUUUUGAGUGAAAACCUCCUUCCACAGCAAGGGCAUUGAAGAUGAAACGUGGCUGGGUCUUCAGCAUGACAAUGAUCCCAAACACACCGCCCGGGCAACGAAGGAGUGGCUUCGUAAGAAUCAUUUCAAGGUCCUGGAGUGGCCUAGCCAGUCUCCAGAUUUCAACCCCAUAGAAAAUCUUUGGAGGGAGUUGAAAGUCCGUGUUGCCCAGCGACAGCCCCAAAACAUCACUGCUCUAGAAGGAGAUCUGCAUGGAGGAAUGGGACAAAAUACCAGCAACAGUGUGUGAAAACCUUGUGAAGACUUACAGAAAACGUUUGACCUGUGUCAUUGCCAACAAAGGGUAUAUAACAAAGUAUUGAGAAACUUUUGUUAUUGACCAAAUACUUAUUUUCCACCAUAAUUUGCAAAAUAAAUUCAUAAAAAAUCCUACAAUGUGAUUUUCUUUCCUCAUUUUGUCUGUCAUAGUUGAGUGUACCUAUGAUGAAAAUUACCGGCCCCUCACUUUUUAGGGGAAAAGCCCCCAUUUUGGGGGCUACAAAACUUUUUCCCCCAAACCAGGUAGUUUUCACACCACCUACAAAAGACACAAAGGUACGUAUACACUGUCCACCGUAAACCCGACACAAUGGUAUUACUAAAUAGUCCCCCCCUACACCAGCAAAUGGGACGUUACACACAGUUCCCCCAACCAGACCCCACAAAAGGGAGUUUACAUAGUCCCCGUACCAGACACAAUGGUACGUACUACACUAUACUGUACGCGACCACCAUGGUACGUUUUUUACAAAUAGUUCCCCUUUCACGAACCCCUUAGUUACUUUUUUAAACCCCCCGUCACCCGCCCCCCAGAAAUUUUCACACUGCCAGUACCCGACACCAUGGGACGUUACUUCAAGCCCCCUGUCGCGACACACAAUGGUACGUUUACAUAGUCCAUGUACGCAAAACCAAAAUUACUUACAACAUCAAAGUAACAGACACCCUGGUCGUUACCCCAAAAUCCCCUACACAGACACCAUGGUACGACAACUAGUCCAAAGAACAGGGCACCAUGGUACUUUUACUAUCCACGUCCGACACCAAGGGGGACUUUUUUACACAAACCCCCCUGUACGAACACAUUGUACGACACAACUACCCCCGUCACGACACAAAGGUACGUACUACACGUCCACGCCAGACACAAAGGUAGUUACUAACUAGUCCACCCUACACAGACCCCAAAGGUACGUUCUACACUGCCACCCCUACCGACAACCCCAAAGGGGAAAUUUCUAACUAUCCACGUACACAGACAAAAAUGGUAGUUAAAACAAACCCCCAACAACCCCCCUUUUUGGGUUUUUUUCUACACAGUCCCCGACACAGACACCAUGGGAUGUAUAACUAGUUCCGCCAACCAAAUGGUAGUUAUUACAAGCCACCGUCAGAAAGACCCAUGGUAUUACACAUGUCCACCGUACACAAAAAUGGGACGUAUUUCAUUUUGUUUUUUCCCCUUUCCGACACACAUGGGGUACUACUAGUCCCCUUUACAGGGCCCAUGGUACUAUACAAUAGUCCCCCCGUUACAGACAAAAACCCUGGUUUUGACUACACCCAGCCCACCCUAACAGCACCUGGAAAGUUUCUUUACAAGUUACUGUACCCCCACAAUGGGAUUAUUUCACUAGUCCCCACCAAACCAUGGUUUUCACCCGGGGUUCCACCGUACCGGACACAAUGGUACGUUCCACACUACACGGGGCCAACAAAAAAUGGGAAACUACACAGCCCCCGGACUACUAAUGGGCCCAAAACCUUUCCCCCCAACCACAAAGGUACGUACACCAGUCCCCGUACCAACACCAUUUUGUUUCUACUAGUCCACCCACCGAAAAAAUGGUCGUUAAACCAUCCCCUUUUAACGAAAACCCGGCCGCACAAAGUCCCCCCACCGCCCAUUCACACAUAGUCCCGUACCAGGGGCACAAGGACGUUAACACUAUCAUUUAAAAAACACAAAGGUACGUUACUACACUAUCCCCCGUCCAACACAUGGACGUUAAAACCCUGUCCACCUAAAAAAGAAACCCCCAUGGUCUUAUAAUGUCCCAAACCCUUCACAGACACAAUGGACGUACUACACUAGUUUCCCCGUACACAGACACCAGGUACGUUCUACAAGUCCCCGUAAACAGACACACCCCAUUUGUACCCCUUAAACCCAGGGGGUUUCAAAGUACACCCUACCACCAUGGUCGACCACAUUUGUCCCCGUCACAACCCCAUGGUUCUCCCACUGUCCCUACCAGCACAAGUCGUUUACCUAGUCCAUGUAGCGACACACCAUGGGACGUUACUAACUUUUCCUGUACGCAGACACCCUGGGGGGUUAUUUCACUUCCCCCGUCAGACAAAAGGUACGUUAUUAAAUGCCACCCCUCCCCGACACCGGUACUUACUAACCACCACCAAAACAACCACUGGACUUUAAACACCCCUUACGACCAGACACCAUGGUACGUUACUACAGUAGUCCACUGUACGCAGACACACAAUGGUACGUUACUACACUAGUCCACUGUACGCAGACACCAUGGUACGUUACUACACUAGUCCACCGUACACAGACACAAUGGUACAUUACUACACUAGUCCACUGUACGCAGACACACAAUGGUACGUUACUACACUCGUCCACCGUAUACAGACACCAUGGUACGUUACUACACUAGUCCACUGUACGCAGACACACCAUGGUACGUUACUACACUAGUCUACUGUACACAGACACCAUGGUACGUUACUUCACUAGUCCACCGUACACAGACACCCCAUGGUACGUUACUACACUAGUCCACCGUAUACAGACACCAUGGUACGUUACUUCACUAGUCCACUGUACGCAGACACACAAUGGUACGUUACUACACUAGUCCACUGUACGCAGACACCAUGGUACGUUACUACACUAGUCCACCGUACACAGACACAAUGGUACGUUACAACACUAGUCCACUGUACGCAGACACAAUGGUAUGUUACUACACUAGUCCACCGUACACAGACACACAAUGGUACGUUACUACACUAGUCCACCGUACACAGACACACAAUGGUACGUUACUACACUAAUCCACUGUACACAGACACCAUGGUACGUUACUACACUAGUCCACCGUACACAGACACCAUGGUAUGUUACUACACUAGUCUACCGUACACAGACACCAUGGUAUGUUACUACACUAGUUCACUGUACGCAGACACACAAUGGUACGUUAUUACACUAGUCCACCGUUACAGACACCAUGGUACGUUACUACACUAGUCCACCGUACACAGACACCAUGGUACGUUACUACACUAGUCCACCAUACACAGACACACAAUGGUACGUGACUACACUAGUCCACAGUUUACAGACACCAUGGUACAUUACUACACUAGUCCACCGUCUACAGACACCAUGGUAUGUUACUACACUAGUCUACCGUACACAGACACCAUGGUACGUUACUACACUAGUUCACUGUACGCAGUCACACAAUGGUACAUUAUUACACUAGUCCACCGUUACAGACACCAUGGUACGUUACUACACUAGUCCACCGUACACAGACACCAUGGUACGUUACUAUACUAGUCCACCGUACACAGACACAAUGGUACGUUACUACACUAGUCCACUGUACGCAGACACACAAUGGUAAAUUACUACACUAGUCCACCGUACACAUACACCAUGGUACGUUACUACACUAGUUCACUGUACGCAGACACACAAUGGUACAUUAUUACACUAGUCCACCGUUACAGACACCAUGGUACAUUACUACACUAGUCCACCGUACACAGACACCAUGGUACGUUACUAUACUAGUCCACCGUACACAGACACAAUGGUACGUUACUACACUAGUCCACUGUACGCAGACACACAAUGGUAAAUUACUACACUAGUCCACCGUACACAUACAUAAUGGUACGUUACUACAAUGGUACGUUACUACACUAGUCCACUGUACGCAGACACACAAUCGUACGUUACUACAGUAGUCCACCGUACACAGACACAAUGGUACGUUAAUACACUAGUCCACUGUAAGCAGACACACCAUGGUACGUUACUGCACUAGUCCACCGUACACAGACACCAUGGUACGUUACUACACUAGUCCACUGUACGCAGACACACCAUGGUACGUUACUACACUAGUCUACUGUACACAUACACAAUGGUACGUUACUACACUAGUCCACCGUACACAUACACCAUGGUAUGUUACUACACUAGUCCACCGUAAACAGACACACCAUGGUACGUUACUAGACUAGUCCACCGUACACAGACACAAUGGUACGUUACUACACUAGUCCACCGUACACAGACACCAUGGUACGUUACUACACUAGUCCACCGUAAACAGACACACCAUGGUACGUUACUAGACUAGUCCACCGUACACAUACACCAUGGUACGUUACUACACUAGUCCACCGUAAACAGACACACCAUGGUACGUUACUACACUAGUCCACUGUACGCAGACACACAAUUGUACGUUACUACAGUAGUCCACCGUACACAGACACAAUGGUACGUUAAUACACUAGUCCACUGUAAGCAGACACACCAUGGUACGUUACUACACUAGUCCACCGUACACAGACACAUGGUACGUUACUACACUAGUCCACUGUACGCAGACACACCAUGGUACGUUACUACACUAGUCUACUGUACACAGACACCAUGGUACGUUACUACACUAGUCCACCGUACACAGACACCCCAUGGUACGUUACUACACUAGUCCACCGUACACAGACACCAUGGUACGUUACUUACACUAGUCCACUGUACGCAGACACACAAUGGUACGUUACUACACUAGUCCACCGUACACAGACACCAUGGUACGUUAUACACAGUUCCACCGUACACAGACACCAUGGUACGUUACUACACUAGUCCACCGUACACAGACACCAUGGUACGUUACUACACUAGUCCACCGUACACAGACACAAUGGUACGUUACUACACUAGUCCACUGUACACAGACACCAUGGUACGUUACUACACUAGUCCACCGUACACAGACACUAUGGUAUGUUACUACACUAGUCUACCGUACACAGACACCAUGGUAUGUUACUACACUAGUUCACUGUACGCAGACACACAAUGGUACGUUAUUACACUAGUCCACCGUUACAGACACCAUGGUACGUUACUACACUAGUCCACCGUACACAGACACCAUGGUACGUUACUACACUAGUCCACCGUACACUGACACACAAUGGUACGUUACUACACUAGUCCACCGUACACAGACACAAUGGUACGUUACUACACUAGUCCACCGUACACAGACACCAUGGUACGUUACUACACUAGUCCACUGUACGCAGACACACAAUGGGACGUUACUACACUAGUCCACCGUACACAGACACCAUGGUACGUUACUACACUAGUCCACCGUACGCAGACACCAUGGUACGUUACUACACUAGUCCACCAUACACAGACACACAAUGGUACGUUACUACACUAGUCCACCGUACACAGACACAAUGGUACGUUACUACUCUAGUCCACCGUACACAGACACCAUGGUACGUUACUACACUAGUCCACCGUACACAGAUACAAUGGUACGUUACUACACUAGUCCACCGUACACAGACACCAUGGUACGAUACUACACUAGUCCACUGUACGCAGACACACAAUGGUACGUUACUACACUAGUCCACUGUACGCAGACACCAUGGUACGUUACUACACUAGUCCACCGUACACAGACACAAUGGUACAUUACUACACUAGUCCACUGUACGCAGACACACAAUGGUACGUUACUACACUCGUCCACUGUACGCAGACACCAUGGUACGUUACUACACUAGUCCACCGUACACAGACACCAUGGUACGUUACUACACUAGUCCACUGUACGCAGACACACCAUGGUACGUUACUACACUAGUCUACUGUACACAGACACCAUGGUACGUUACUUCACUAGUCCACCGUACACAGACACCCCAUGGUACGUUACUACACUAGUCCACCGUACACAGACACCAUGGUACGUUACUCAUAGUCACGUACGCAGACAACAAUGGUACGUUACUACACUCGUCCACUGUACGCAGGAAAACACCAUGGUACGUUACUACACUAGUCACGUACACAGACCCAUGGUACGUUACUUCACUAGUCCACUGUACGCAGACCCCCAUGGUACGUUACUACAUAGUCCACCGUACACAGACCACCAUGGUACGUUACUUCACUAGUCCAAUGUACGCAGACACCACAAUGGUACGUCUAUCACUAGUCCACAGUACCGGGAACACCAUGGUACGUUACUACACUAGUCCACGUACACAGACACCAGGUACGUUCACUACACUAGUCAUGUACGCAGACACAACCUGUAUUCUACUUUACACUAGUCCCAACCGUACAAGACACACAAGUGUACGUUUCUACACUAGUCCCCGUACACAGACAACAAGUGUCUUACACAUAUCCCCGUACACGAACCAUGAGUUACUUACAAAUAGUCACCGUACCCAGACACUGGUGCUGUUACUACACUAGGCUUACGUACCAGACACCAUGGUAGUUAUGGACCACUGAGUCACUGUACGCACAACAAUGGGUUUACUAGCCACCUGUACAGACACCAUGGUAGUUACUACCCCUAGUCCAGUACCACAGACCCAUGGUACGUUACCCACACUAGUCCACCCUACACAGACACCACGGUACGUACUACCUUCCACUUUACCGACACCAUGGGUUACUACUACACUGUUCCACCGUAACAAGAAAACCAUGGUAUGUUACUACUAUCUACCGUCACGCCCAUGGUAGUUACUCCUAAUUCCUUACGCAGCACACAUGGUACUAUUUUCACUAGUUCAACCGUUACAACACCAUGGUAGUUAUACACAGUUCCACCGUACACGACACAAAGGGCGUUUCUACAUAGUCCACCUUUCCGACACACAAUGGUAAUGACUACACUAGUCACUAACACACAAAGGUACUUUCUACCCUUGUCCACGCACAACACAAAGGAGUUUCUACACUAGUCACGUCCAGACCCAUGUCGUAUACAUAGUCCACCGUACCAGAAACAAAGGUACUUAAUACACUAGUCCCCGUCGACACCAUGGCGUUUACCAUAGUCCAAAAUACACAGACCCAUGGUAGUUACUACACUAGUCCCCUGUACGCAGACACACCAUGGUUUACUACACAGUCACGAACUAAAAUGGGGUUCUACACUGUCCACCGUCACCAUGGGGAGUACUACACUGUCCCCCCGAAAAAAAAAACACACAUGGGACGUUUAAUAGUCCACCCUUCAAACACAAUGGUACGUUAUACACUGUCCACCUACAAACACCAUGGUCUUUUUCACUAGUCCCCGAAAACACACCCUGGUCGGUUUCUAAGUCCCGUAACCCAACACCGGUACUUCACACUAGUCCACGUAACAACCAAGGUACGUUUUAAAAAUUUCCCCGUACCCAAACACCUGUCUUCUACACUAGUCCCCCUUACGCAGGAACACCAGUACGUUACUCACUAUUUACUGUACCGACACACAAAGGUACGUUUUUCCUAGUCCAACGUACAACCAACUGGGACGUUCUAAUUUUGCCCCCGUACACAAACCAUGGUAUUUUCUAAUGUCCACUAAAAGACCCCCAUGGUACGUUACUCACUAGUUACCGUACGCAGCACCUGGGAGUUUUUACAUAGGCCAAGUACGCAGACACCAAUGGUAAGUUAUACCUUUCCCCGUACGCGACCCAUGGUACGGUUUCUACACUUCCCCCCGUCACGACACAUGGGACUUAUAACUACAAACCUUUAAAAACACCAAAGGGAGGACUACACUGUCCCCAUUUACAGACACCAUGGGAAUUUAUAACUAGUCCACCGUCCAGAACCGGUAGUUAUACAAUCCGUACCAAACCAUGGGAGUUACACACUAGUUCAGUACGCUACACAAAGGGCUUAUUUCCUAUCCCCCGUUAAAAGAAACCCCGUACGUUACUACAUGUCCCCCUACAAGACACCUGGACGUACAAAUAGUCCACCUUUCCCCGAACAAAGGUACUACUACAAUCCCCCGUACAGCCCAAAGGGGUAAACUACACUAGUCCACCGUAAAACCAUGGUAUUCUCACUAGUUCACUGUAGCGCAAAAUGGACAUUUUACACUAUCCACGUUAAGACACCCUGGCUUACUACACCAGUCCACCGUAACAAACCUGGGCGUUUAAAACUAUCCCCCGUAACAGACACAAUGGUACGUUUUACACUAUCCACUUUCGCAGACACACAAUGGAAAUUUCCCUAGUCCCCCGUACACAUAAAAAUGGGAGUUACUACAAUGGCCCGUUACACACUAGUCCCCCGUACGGGGCCACCACAAUCACGUUUCUACAAGUCCACCUACACAGACACAAUGGACGUUAAUACCCAGUCCACGUAAACAGAACACCGGUACGUUAUCACUAGUCCAGUACCAGAACCCCAGGGAUUUAACUGUCCACGACCCAGGACAACCAUGGUACUUUUCUACACUAGCACUGUAAACAACAAAAUGGGAGUUUACAUAGUCCAAACCCUACACAACCCCUGGGAUGUUAUACACUAUCCACCGUAAAACAGACCCACCAUGGACGUUUUCUGACAGCACGUAACAGACAAAGGUACGUUCCCACUGUCCCGUACCAAAAACACCCAUGGAGUUUCACAUAGUCACGUAACAAAACAAUGGUACGUUACUAAAGCCACCGUAACAUACACAAAGGUAGUUUCUAACUAGUCCCCGUAAAAAGACACCCUGGGACGUUCUAACUAGUCCCCGUACCAAACCACACAAGUACGUACUAAUAGUCCACCGUACCCGAACAAAGUACGUUAUACACUAGUCCCCGUAACAGACACACCAGGUACGUUACUAAUAGUCCCCCCGUACACAACACCAUGGAGUUUUCUACAAUAGUCCAAGUACGGACACCCAUGGUACGUUACUACAUAGUUUUACUUACCAAAAACCAUGGGGAGUUUCUACUAGUCCACCGUAACCCCCGGGACCCCCAUGGUACGUUUUUACACUAGUCCACCGUCACAGACACCAUGGUACGUUUCACACUAGUCCACCGAAACCCGACACACCAUGGUACGUUUCUAACUAGUCCCACCGACACAACACCCCUGGUACGUUUCCAAGUCCACCGAAAACAGACAAAUGGUACGUUACACAUAGCCCCGUACCAGAACCAAAGUAAGUUACUAAAUAGUCCCGUAAAAACACCCUGGACGUUACUAACAGUCCACCGUACCAACACAAAGGGACUUAUACACUAGUCCCCCGUACCGAACACCAUUACGUUUUCUACUAGUCCAUUACGGACACACCAAAGGCGUUUUCAUAUUUCAGUAAAAAAACAAAGGUAGUUUAACCAUCACCGUUUUCAGACAAAUGGGGGUUCUAACUAGCCACCGUACCAGACACCCUGGUCGUACUAACGUCCACCUACCAACACACCAUGGUACGUUACUACAUUUCACCGUAGAGACAAAAUGGUACGUUUACUGUCCCCCCGUUUCAGACAACAUGGUAGUUAUAACUAGUCCACGUACCAGAACCAGGUGUUUCACAUAGUCCCCCUCACGACACCAUGGAGUUUCUACAUGUCACCAAAACCCGACACAAAUGGGAGUACAAUAGUCCACGUUUUUCAACACAAAGGUACUUACCAUAUCCCCGUUUCCCGACCCAUGGUAUUUUUACACUAGUUACCCUACACGACACCAUGGGACGUUACUACACUGUUCCCUUUACCUACACAAAGGUAAAUUAUUUCCUAGUCCACCGUUUUAAAACACCCGGACUUUCUACACUAGUCCACCGUCACAGAAACCCUGGUAGUUUCUAACUAGUCCACCGUACACGACACAAAAGGUCGUUACUACACUAGCCCCGUAGAGCACACAUGGGAAAUUUACAUAGUAAAAAUAAAAACACCAGGUGUUUCAACUAGUUACUUUCCAACCACCAAAGGGUACUUAUUAAUAGUCCACCGUUUACAGCACCAUGGUAAUUCUAAACCCUCCCCCGUACCAGAACCAUGGAUUAUAAACAUCCCCCGUACACAACACAAAGGUAGUUUCUACAUGUCCCCCUGUACGCAGACACACCGUACUUUUAAUAGUCCACCGUAACAAACAAUGGUCCUUAAUACACAUCCCGUAACAGAACCCCUGGUAGUUAAAUGAAGUCCACCCACAAGACAAAAUGGUCGUUUAUACACAGUCCUGUACGCAAAACCACCCGGAAUUAACAUAGUCACGUACAAAACAAGGGACUUUUUACAUAGUCCACGUAACAAUAAAACCCUGGUAGUUCCCACCACUAGCCCCCGGGGAAAAACAGACACACCUGGUAGUUACUAACAUCCACGACACAACACAAUGGACGUUACUACACUAGUCCACCCUAACAACCCCAUGGCGUACUAACUUCCACCUAAACGACACACCAUGUACGAUAGACAGUCCACGUUUAAAAACACCAUGGUACGUUUUACAAUAGUCCACCGUAAACAGACCCCAGGGGUUACUCAAGUCCCCCUGUAGCAGGACCAAAAAAUUGUAAGUUUCUACGUUUGUCAAACCCCAACAGACACAAAGGUACUAAACAUGUCCACUGAAGCAGACCACCAUGGGAGUUACUACAUAGCCACCCACAAGACAAUGGGACGUUACUACACUAGCCCUGUACGCAACCACCAUGGACUUUUAACACUAUCACUGUACCAGACACCCAUGGUUUCCCGUUUCUACAAUAGGGCCACCGUACACAAACCCCUGGUACGUUUCUACAAUAGUCCACCGUAACGACACCUGGUACGUUUCUUCCAGUCCACUGUACGCAGGGAAAACAAGGUACGUUACUACACUAGCCCCGUCACAGAACCAUGGUCGUUACUAACUUCCCCCGUAACCCGAAAAGGGACGUUGCACACUAGUCCACUGACGCAGAACACAAGGUAAGGUUUCUACAAGUCCACCGAACAGACACAAAGGGGAGUUUACAAAUCAUGUACCAGACCCAUGGACGUUUCACAUAGUCCACGUACCAGACAUAUGGUAUGUUUUACAUAGUCUACCGUAAAACAGACAACCCUGGUACGUUUUCCCCCUAGUCCACCGUACACGACACCUGGGACGUUUUCUACACAGUCCACCAUACCAACAACAGGUAGGGCUACACUAUCACGUUUACAGACACCAUGGAAAUACUACCAGUCCACCUUAAAACACCAUGGUAUGUUACUACACUAGCUACCGUACACGACACCAUGGUUUAUACACAGUUACUGUACGCGCACACAAGGUACAUUUUCCCGUCCCCGUUAAGAAACCCCUGGUACUUACUCCAAAUGUCCACCCACCAGACCAAUGGAAUACUACACUAGUCCCUGUAGCAGACACACCCCUGGUAAAUUACUAAAUAGUCCCCCGUACACAUCAUAAUGGUGUUAUACUUGUCCAGUAACGAACAUGGUAGUUUUCUACACUAGUCCAUGUCCAGCACCAAGUAUUUUUACAGUGUCCAGACCAGACACAUGGUACGUUAAUACACAGUCCCCUUUAAACAGACACACCCGGUACGUUAGCACUAGCCACCCUAACAGAACCUGGUACGUUUCUAACUAUCCACUGUAGCAGACCCCCCCAUGGACGUUACUACAUAGUUACGUACCAUACCAAUGGUACGUUAAACUAGUCCCGUACACAUACACCCUGGUAUUUUUCUACACAGUCCACCGUAAAAAAAAACACCCUGGUACGUUCUAGCUAGUCCACCGUACACAGACAAUGGUACUUUUCUCACUAGUCCACCUCCAGACCCAGGGGAGUUACUACACAGUCCCCCUAAACCAAACCCCACCAGUUACAGACUAGUCCCCCGUCCCAAAACACCCUGGUAGUUUUAAAAUAGUCCCCCUACACAGACAAAUGGUCGUUAUCCUAUCCCCUGUACGCAGAACACCCUAACUUACUACACUAGUCCCGUACCAGACACACCAGGUCGUUUUACACUUUUCACUGUCCGACACCAAAGGUACGUUAUUUUCACUAGUCCACCGUUACGACAACAUGGUACGACUUACUGUCCACCCACAAGACACCCGGUAGUUUUAAAUAGCCCCCCAUACACAGACACCCUGGUAGUUCUACAUAUUACCCUCGCGCACCAGGAGUUACUAGUAGUCCCCGUACGCAGACCCAAUGGUACGUUUCACACUAGUCCCCUGUACGCAACCCCCAUGGUUUCGUUACUACACAGUCCAACCCUACACAGACACCUGGUCGUUACUACACUAGUCCCCACACGACACCAAUGGGGUGACUACAUAGUCCACGUUUACAGACCCAUGGUACAUUACUACACUUCCCCCGUCUCAGACCCUGGGAUGUUACACACUGUUUCCCCCGUACACCCACAAAUGGUAGUUAUCAGGUACGUUCUACCCUAGUCCCCUGUACGCAGAACACAGUCGAGUCUCAAGUCCCCCGUACACAGACACAAUGGUACGUUAAUCACUGUCCCCCGUAAGCAACCCAUGGCCGUUUCUGCAUAUCCCCGUACACGCACCAUGGUAUUUUUAACUAGCCACUGUACGCGACACACCGGUAGUUCCCUAUCACUGUACACUAAACCGGUACUUAUACACUGUCCACCGUACCAUACCCAUGGUACGUUACUAAAAUAGUCCACCGUAAAAAACACCAUGGUACUUAUAGACUAGUCACCUACCGACAAAUGGGACGUUUCUAAACCCCAUCCACCGACCAACACCAUGGGCCUUUUCUCAUAGUCCCCCGUAAAAAGCACACCUGGUACGUUUCUAGAUGUCCCCGUAAAAUACACCUGGGACUUCUACAUUCCACCGUAACAACACCAUGGUACGGUUUUUACAUAGUCCACUGUACGCAGACACACAAUUGACGUUAUACAGACCACGCACCGACCAAUGGUACGUUUAAAACACUAGUCCAUGUAAAAGGGAAAACCAGGGGCGUUACUACAUAGUCCCCCGUACACAGACACCUGGUACGUUUCACUGUCCACGUCGCAGACAACCAUGGGGGACGUUAUACAUAGCUACUGUACCAACACCAGGUACGUUAACACUAGUCCCCCCGUACAAGACACCCCAUGGUACGUUUCUUCACUAGUCCACUGCGCAGACACACAAGGGGACGUUACUACACGUCCCCCGUACAAACACCCUGGGAUUACUAACUAGUCCCCCCGUCACAGAACCCAAGGACGUUUCUACACUAGUCCUGACCAGAAACCCCAAAGGGGAAUUUUUAACCCCAGUCCACGUACAGACACAAUGGUACGUUUACUACACUUGACCACCGUACACAGACACACAAUGGUACGUUACUACACUAGUCCACCGUACACAGACACCAUGGUACGUUACUACACUAGUCCACCGUACACAGACACAAUGGUACGUUGCUACACUAGUCCACUGUACUCAGACACACAAUGGUAAGUUACUACACUAGUCCACCGUACACAGACACAAUGGUACGUUACUACACUUGACCACCGUACACAGACACACAAUGGUACGUUACUACACUAGUCUACUGUACACAGACACCAUGGUACGUUACUACACUAGUCCACCGUACACAGACACAAUGGUACGUUACUACACUAGUCCACUGUACGCAGACACCAUGGUACGUUACUACACUUGUCCACCGUACACAGACACCAUGGUACGUUACUACACUAGUCCACAAUGGUACGUUACAACACUAGUCCACUUUACGCAGACACACAAUGGUACGUUACUACACUAGUCCACCGUACACAGACACAAUGGUACGUUACUACACUAGUCCACUGUACGCAGACACACAAUGGUACGUUACUACACUAGUCCACCGUACACAGACACCAUGGUACGUUACUACACCUGUCCACCGUACACAGACACACCAUGGUACGUUACUACACCUUCUAGUUUUCAUACUAACAUAAUAAGUAGAAUUAUUAUAAGUGUAAUAAGUUAUUUUGGAGACAUUAAUCUGUGCUGCAAAAGCCUGAAGACGUGCUCUUCAAUCCACAGACUCACGACCAAAACACUCCAUGGAAGAACUAUCUGGUGGUCCUGAAGGACAACAUGGAGGUAAAGACUAAGAAACCCAGAUGCCCUGGUAGGAAGGUUAAAGUAGAGAAUGUAGUGGUUGGAGAGGUGGAGGGGGAGAGUGGAGCUGGAGGUAGGCUCCAGGAGGGGGCCAUGUUGGUACCUGGUGAGCCCAUCACCCUUUCAGCCAACUGGGGCGACCCAGGGACCAUCACUCUGGUCAGCCACACCACCCUGGGUGGGUUUACGGUCAUCCAGACAGAGAUUCCGGCAGGGACCCACCUUCCCAUCGCCAAUACAGACGGGGCCGGUGUCAUCUCUCUGGAUGGAUCCACUGUCUCUGUCCCCUUCUCCGUGUCCUCUAUCCCUGUCAUGGUGUCUCACUCCAUCCCUGUUUCCUCGUCGUCCUCCGGUCCCCUCCCUAUCCAGACCGUGUCUCUCUCGUGUCUCUCUGUCCCCGGCGCCAUGUUUGCCCCAGUUUCCGUUACGGAGACCUCCACUAUUUCGACCCCACCUGUGCUGGAAACUGCAGUGUCACAAACCAUCCUGGCUUCAGAUUCGGAAGCUGGGCCUGGUUCAGAGAUGACAGCCAUUGCGGAUCCUGAGGAGGCAGUGUGCCCCUAUCUCUGA